UAUUUUUGUUCCCGUAGAGAAUGACAUUACACCUCAAGAGACUUUUAGUGUCAAAAUAACAGAAUGUACACGCAAUUUGGCACACCAGAAUCCAAAGUUUUCUACCGAUCAAGAGGUACGAUACCUAUCACGAGAUCUUCAACUCCAUAUUAGUUCAAGAUUAUGCAUUUGAGAUUAUUUUUCAAACAAUUUGGUGAAUAUAUGGACAUAUUAACAUAUUAGGUUCAAGUAUUGGCUUAUUAUAAAAGUACAAACUUUUUCAAAACGAAAAUAAAUUUUGUAAAUUUGUGCUUUUCCUUUAUCAUUUAAUUUCACAGGAAAGGAAAUGGUCAGCUCAAUGGAGAUUCAAUUUAUUAAGUUUUUAUCGCGCAUAUACUACUAGCCCUCACGCAAACACGAAACGCAUGUGCGAUUGCUUUUGUGUUUGGGAGCAAACUCGAAUAUCGAUUUAACGGUCAAUCUCGAAUACUGCGGCCUGCACGAUAAAAAAAUUUUAAUAAUGAAAAAUGCACAAUGUAGGCUGCAUGUGCCUAGCAAUUUAUUUAUGCAUUUUUGUUCAAACUUAAAAGAUUAUUGAUUGUGAAAGAAAAUAUUUAUAAUAUUUUGUACUGUUAAUCUCAUAAUCGAAUUUGUUCAUAGACUCUAAAACAACGAUUUUGACUGUUAAACCGAUAUUCGAGUUUGCUCCUAAGCACAAAAGUAAUUGCGCACCCGUAAAGCCAUCGCAUGCGUGAGGGCUAGUUAUUAUUAUUUGGUGAAUAGUAAAGUUUCAUUGAACAUCAAAGUAAUGUACAUGGAGUGAAAUGCCUGAAGAGGCAUCCGAGACAGAGAGAUACCUGAAGAGACAUACCAAACAGACAGAGAGGUGCUUGAAAAUGCAUCCCGAACACUAAAAUAGUUGCCUAAAGAGGCACACAAGACAACCCGCGGAUCGAGAUCGGAUGGGGAUGUGAGCGGUGGAGAGAUGGCUGAAGGCUGUGGCGGAGGCAGAAGAGGAGUAGGUGGUGAUAGAUGGGGCGGUGACACAGCAGGCUGGUGGUCUAGCAGAAGACGAUGACUGGGAGGAGUCGCGGUGGAGCUGUGACUAGAGGUAGCAAUGAGGAGAUGGCGAGGACAGAGAGAGGAAGAGAGAUUGAUAAGGGGCGCGCUGCCGAAGGCGCCCGGCAGAAGCCGAACACGCCGGCAGCGGCGGCGGAUCUAGGAGUGUAGCUAUGGCUUCAGAGGAAAGAGAGUCGAAGUGGCUGCUUUGCUCUCAGGAUGGGGAAAGAACAUAAUGGUUUAUUAUUUUGGAAACUCAGUGGUGAGCUCUUCUUCCUCCUUUUCUUGUUGGAGCUGAGCAAAGCUUCCCUGCUCUGCAAAUGAGAUGAAAGCUCUCCGUGCAACCGCCGUCCCCAUCUCCCUUUCUUCCUUCUCCUCACACCCUCCUCCGCUCUCCCACUUCCAUUUCCACCGCCUCCUCCCGGGACCUCGCCGUUUCUCCUCAAUCACCUGCUCUUUCGCGCGCCGCCGCCCUCGGCGAUCCCGGAGGCUCGGCAGGAACAGCUCCAGCCCCGGCACCAGCACCUUCGAGGCCAGGCCCUCUAAGACCGAACCAUCCUCCGAUGUAGAAAGCCUCAAACUUACCAUUGAUCUCAACCACUGGACCCACCGAGUGAAGCCCAAACUCGACCAGUUCGUUUGCAGCGGGAGAGAGGCUUACGGGGACCUGCGAACCCUGAUAACCCUCGAUGAGAACCGGAGAGUGCUCAUUUCCUGCCGCAGGUCGACGGUGGAGUUCGUGGGAGGGCUGGUGGUUGUGAGCUUUGUCAUGGUUUCCGUGUUCAGGGUUUUAGUGAAGUUAUGUGUAGGGUUGGGGUCCAGAUUGAGAUUCAAUAACGGGAAGACCGAAGUGGUGGUGAGGAGGGAUAGGAGUUUGGGAGGGAGGGAGGUCGUGGUUGGGACGAGGCAGGAGUUGGAGAAAUUUAGGGCCUUGGAUAGUCCGCUGGCGCCGGGGAGGGGAAAUUUGGAUAGGGUUUCACAGGGACGGAAGCAGAACUUCGGGGUUCGGUUCCAGAACGAGUUGCCAGAAUGGUGGCCUAGCUCUUUGCCUGGUCCGGACCCGGAGGUGGAUAGGGAGGAGUAUCAGAGGGAUGCCAAUAGAUUGAUUAGAGCAAUCGUGGACAACAGAUUGCAUGGGAAGGACAUUGCUGAGACUGACAUAAUUCAACUACGCCGAAUAUGCAGGACAUCUGGGAUCCAUGUCUCAUUUGGCACUACCAACACCCGAGAUUACUUUUAUCGCACAUCUGUUGACUUUGUUCUAAAUGUUUGCAGUCGUCCUUCAGGUCAAUCCAUGCCUGUUCAGAUUGAUGGGGAAGAUGUUCGGGUGUUCGUUGCGGGUCUUGCUGGGAACAUAGGGCUUGAGAAUAUUCGUGCUGCAAGAAUUGUGUCUGCUGCUGUUGCUGCACGGACAAGAUCCACUUUUCUACAGGCCUGGGCUCUGGAAAUGCAAGGUGAGCAUGCCGGAUCACUGGAAGAGCUGUCGAAGAUAUGGUUCAUUCACAGAAUAUUCCCUCCCAAGGAGAACUCUCCUGAAAUGGAGAUGGUGGCCUUGGGACUGAGGAAACAGCUGAGACAGGAACAUCGAGAGUUUCUUAUGAACAUGCUUGUUGGGGUUUGCUGUGAAGAGAGCCCUAGAAGCCUAGCAGAAGCUCUAGGCCUGGCCCUUCCCCCUCAGGCUGUUGCUGCUGAUCAUGAAGGAAGUUUGACAUGAUAUUGAUAAACUUUCACCAUUUCGGAGUAUAAUCAUUAUUCCCCUCGAAAUGGGGUUUUAGUCUCGCUCACAUUUACUGAAUAGGGUAAAGCUUUCAUGUACCAAUUAACCUAUCAAUGUAACAUUCAUUACUUGGGGACUCUACAAUCCGAGAAAGAAGGGAGAAACGAAAAUUGAA
Messenger RNA from Punica granatum (pomegranate), 2930 nucleotides. Lineage: Eukaryota; Viridiplantae; Streptophyta; Magnoliopsida; Myrtales; Lythraceae. The record is from RefSeq and is a predicted model, not a curated record.